AUGGAAGAGUGUUUUCAUUUGGUCUGUGAGGCGAUGGGUGUACAUGAGGAUGAUGAGGUCGGCGUGGACAUGAUCUGUUCCCUCUAUAAGAGCGUCUUCCUCAUCACCGCCGGCCUGGACGAGACAAAGAGAGCCAUUGCACAGGUCAGAGGUCAGACUGGAGGCUUGUCAUGUUCAGCCCGAGGAGUUCUGCAUGUUCUCUUAGUGAUGGAGAAACAACGUGAGAACAGAGAAGAGCUGUACUGGGCUCUCCAGAUGUUGAAGGCUGGUAGAAUUGAUCAUAAACAAAACACACAAUCCUCAACAAUCAACUUCAGCUCCAGGCAACAGCAGGAUCCAGAGCAGUUUAGUAUCUUGUGUCUUCAGAACAGAGCCAAGAGACUCUACACCAGACUCGUUCUUGACGGCGUGUGGAGUGUCCUACUGUCUCUUUCUCAGAAGAACACUGGCAUCAUGCGAGCGGGCAAGAUCUGUCCCAGCACUACUGACAUCCUCCAGCUCCUGGACUACAAGUAUGAGGUCAUCAGAGAGCGACUGUACAGAGAGAUGUUGCAGGAUGAGUAUGGUGUUGUUUGGUGGGACUCGAUGUCGGCAUGGGAUCAGACAGAAUGUGUGUGUGAACUAGGAGUGUGUGUAGAGCUGGCUUUCAGACACAGAGACUGGCUUCAGGUGUGUGGGCUUCCCGGGGCCCUCCGGUGCUACAGGAGCUGUGGUUCUGUGGUCUUGCAAGGCUGUGCUGAGAGUGUUAAACCUAGAGAUCAGGCUUGGUCAUCUAAAUCGAGGGAACAGGCUUGGUCCGCUGUCAUCUUCCUGUCAGAGCUGGAGUCACAUUAUCAGGAUGAGAAGGAGUCGAUCAGCGCACUCAUGAACAGAUUGGGACGGGAAGCUCUGCGUGUUAUAUAUCUCAGUAUGUGUGUCGCUGUGAGGAGAGCCGAGAAAGAGAAUCAGUCCUACACUGCACUGCUGGUCGCUAGACAGCACUGGGACAGAUGGCCUUAUAUGAGAGGUUCAGUCAGUCAGGAUCUCGCCAGGAUCUGGCUUCAGGAAAAACUGGAUCCCACUGCUAAAACACAGCAGGGCUGGAAAACAGGAAAUUGCGCACAACAGGAGAGAGAGAGGACUGAACAGGGACAAGAAGAGCCAUCAGAUGGUGAAAAACAAGAACUCUGCACUGGCUGCGGGAUGGCUAUAGAUCCAGAAGAUACUCCAUAUUUGGAGAUCUUGUGUGUCAGAGACCCAAGAGAUGAAGAGAGCACGAUGGAGACGAGAGAUGGAGAUGGAGAGAGAAGACAGGGACACACUGAGAGCAGAGGAGACCCUCAGGUGAUUUCAGUGGAGAAACAAAACUCUCUGAUCACACUGGCCUGGAGCAAAGCAGCCCACGCAGAGAACCACAUUCAGGAAGUGACCUCAGCUCAACAGGAAGUAGAGGCCGUCUCUAUUGUAGUGCAGGAGGAGACAGCUGAUAAAACAGCUCCACAUGAUGUGAACAUUUACACACAGCAGGAGAACAUAAGCUCCGUCUCACUGCAGCCAAGUGAACAAUAUGAAGAAACGCAUUCAGAUCACACAGAUAGUGUGAAAGGAAAGACACAAAUCCAAGAAGACCGUUCAGGCUUCAUCACAGUUCAAGAGCGACUGGCUAUCGUCCAGAGUCGGAAGGCAGAUGAAGAUCUGUUGGGUCUGACGCAGGAAGACACACUCAGACAUCUGACUGACACACUACAACAGGAGGAUGAGCAACAACAGAAAACUUUAGUAAGAGAGAAACUCCAGGAGAUGAGGAGAGAACGCUCCUGCAUUCUCCAGACCAGACGGGAGAGAAACACAGCUGGAUUUAAAGAGCUCCUUGCACCCACAGCUCAACGCACGACAGAAACUGAAGAAGGACACUAGUGGGUACUCAAACCCAUUU
Sinocyclocheilus rhinocerous is the source of this 1915-nucleotide messenger RNA. RefSeq lists its product as uncharacterized. NCBI's taxonomy places the organism in Eukaryota, Metazoa, Chordata, Actinopteri, Cypriniformes, Cyprinidae. The coding region runs from base 1 to 1896 and encodes 631 amino acids. The transcript has 15 exons. The record is from RefSeq and is a predicted model, not a curated record.